UUUGUUAUCUGCAUACAUAGUUUACAAUCUAAGUGCAAGUGUGUGGGAUUCAAAGUUAUAAAGAUGGUGAACGAGCAGGACCGCGAAGGCCAAGUGAUAAUUCCUUUGCAGUACAAUAACGCGCACUGGAAAGGAAUUUUUGAAAAGUACGACCUAGAUGGUGAUGGCAAAAUCUCGUAUCAUGAAUUGAAGGAAAUGAUAAGAGGAUCUAGUUACAAUGAUGACAUUCCUCCGAGAGUUGUUAGGAUAAUUAUGCAAAAAGCUGAUUUAAAUGAUUCUGGGUUUUUGGAGUACCCAGAGUUUAUUGCUAUGAUUCACAGAAAGGAUAUGCAAGGAGUAUUUGGUCACUUUUUAAAUCGUUAUGUCCAUAAAAUGGUUCCCCAAAGACCAACAUUGGAGACGCAGUACAGCGUGAGACCAUCAGUGGACUUUCCAGACGGAAUUUAUGAAGAAGAGUACAGCUGUAGGCCUCCAGCAAUUGCAAUGAUAAUAAUAUCAAUUAUAGAAACGAUAUUAUACCUGUAUGAUGUAAUAGUCGACAAACCUCUAGAGGGACCAACGUCUACCCUGUUUAUUUAUGACCCUCAUAGAAGAUACGAGGCCUGGAGGUACCUGACAUACAUGUUUGUACAUGCUGGAGUUUUUCACAUAGUAGUGAAUCUGCUGGUGCAAAUAAUGCUGGGAAUCCCCUUAGAGAUGGUCCAUAAAUGGUGGCGAGUUUUGAUCAUAUACAUAGCUGGAGUAGUCGCUGGGUCUCUUGGGACUUCUGUGUCAGACCCAAAAGUCUAUCUAGCUGGUGCAUCUGGUGGAGUUUACGCUCUAAUAACUGCUCACGUUGCGACGAUAAUAAUGAACUGGCGACAAAUGGAGUUCGCAGCCCUGCAGCUAUGUGUUUUUGUAAUCGUGACCUCUGUCGAUGUCGGACAGGCUAUUUACAAGCGAUAUGUGCUCAACACCAUAGACCAUAUUGGGUAUGUUGCACAUUUUGCUGGUGCUAUCGCUGGAUUACUCGUCGGUAUAAAUGUUCUUCGUAACCUAGAAGUUCAAACGUGGGAAAAAGCUGUUUGGUGGGCCAGUAUUUUUACAUAUGUCGCUCUUAUGACUGCUGCUAUCCUCUGGAAUAUUUUGUACCCUUCUUAUUUUCCACCGUCUAUAUAUAAUUCGUAG
Cotesia congregata is the source of this 1167-nucleotide messenger RNA. The record is from the annotation of a GenBank genome assembly. Lineage: Eukaryota; Metazoa; Arthropoda; Insecta; Hymenoptera; Braconidae.